UUUAAUUUGGUACGGAGCUUUAGACGUAGGCAGGCAAUCUCAGGCUCAGCAUAUAAAUAGAGAAGAGAGGUCCCUAUGAUCUGUUAGGGUUUGGGCCGACUGCUUUCUCUCCCCUCACUAUCAUGUACGGAAAAGAAUGUCUUAGAAGCUAGGGUUCUACGCUUUUCUGCUUCACUCUUCUUCUCUAGCACAGCACAUGCACAAGAACGAGACGCUUCCUCAGCUUCGGCUCUGCUCAUCAGGACCAGAAAUUUUGGUAUAACUGUUUGAGUGUGAAAGAAAUGGAUGACAUACAAAAUAUCACACAAGGGAUGCACGAAUUAAAAUUUGGAUAGAUGGCAGGCUCUUUUCCUCAGGAAAUCAUACAAGAGAUCCUAAUUAAGCUGCCCGUUAAAUCUCUGAUCAAAUGCACCUCAGUGUGCAAGACAUGGAGGUCCAUGAUCAUAAACCCAAGAUUUAUUCGCACCCACGUCAGCCCAGCAGUCCAGUUUGCUAACCAGAAUGACAUUCACCUACUACUCCACAGAGUUUCUGGUUUGCAGAUGACCACCUUCUUCGGCCAAACGGUCAUGUACAAGGUAAAUGACGAGGUUCUCUCUGUGCAUUAUGAUAACCAGGCUUUUGACCACUACUCCAAGAUAGAAUUUCCAAUUGCUACCCAGGGAAGAAAGUACAACUCAUAUAUUCGUGUGGUCGGCAUUUGUGAUGGGCUAUUCUGCCUUGCGGAUGAUAUGUUCCGUUAUUGUUACAACUUCUUCAUAUGGAACCCAGCCAUUAGAAAGUUAGUGACCAUUCCCUGGCCUAAUGUUAGAUUUGAUACGCAUGCUGGGUACGAUGCUUCGAUUGGAUUUGGUUUUGAUGCUACGACCAAUAACUAUAAGGUUGUGCGAGUUGUCACUUUAUUGGAUCAACGUGGGACACCAACUCUCGCUGAGGUUUAUUCCCUGGCCACUGGCACAUGGACCAGUCUUGGUUGUGUUUCUCCUACCUGUCUAACAGAUGGACGUGCAUCCAGUGUUUUUUUCAAUGGGGUUCUUCAUUGGCCUGUAUUCUGUAAGACAAAUGGUGAUCUUUACUAUUUUAUAUUGACAUUUCACCUGGGCAAGGAGGUCUUCCGUAAGAUGCCUAUGCCGAAGAUUAUCAAAUGGAAAUUCGACUCGGGAAUGCAAUUGUCUGUUUCAGAUAACAGAAAAUCUAUUGCUCUGUUCACGAUGGAUAACAGGUUUGAAGAUUCUUUUCUUGAGAUAUGGGUGAUGAAAGAGUAUGGCAUAAAGGAGUCAUGGACCAAAUUGAUUACUCUUGGUCUACAAGGUCCAGAGAGACUUUUACCCAGGGCCUUAUGUUUUAGGAAGAGUGGUGAAGUACUGGUACUUCUCACUGACAAAUCAAGGCAGGAACUAGUAUCACUAGACCUUGAGAGCAAACAGUUUAAAAAUCUUGGGAUUUCUGGAUAUCAAUAUUGCCAUGUUGAUUUUUAUAAAGAGAGCCUCCUCUUACUCGACAAGAGCGAUGCAGAGUCUUACUAAGAGGAAGAACAGAUUUGUAGUGCCGUUACGCCCUUUACCCGAUGUGCCUGAUGUGCAGUAACGCCGUUCUCUUGUUAUCUCAUAUGCUAACAUAUUUUCGUUUUCUUGGUUAUUGUGUUGCAGAUUCGUAGGGCAGUAGUGUUGUAUGCCUGAUGUGGUGGUGUAUUUACCUAGCAUGGAACUUGUUAUCUGUAGUGCUGAUGUGCUUUCUGUAGUAGUUGUUGGACUAUUUAUUCUUCAGCUUUUGAAAAACUGUAAUGGAACUAUGGAAGUAUCUAUCUAGUUACUAAUUUCAUUUGGCUUUGAACCA
Prunus avium (sweet cherry) is the source of this 1836-nucleotide messenger RNA. Its product is annotated as F-box protein CPR1-like. Lineage: Eukaryota; Viridiplantae; Streptophyta; Magnoliopsida; Rosales; Rosaceae. Gene Ontology annotation, molecular function: protein binding. The record is from RefSeq and is a predicted model, not a curated record.